AACUCCAAAUCGUCAUCCCACGUUCUUUUCUUGGUUUUGACAUAACUUUGCAUGCAAGGCCUAUAAGUACUGCACGUAGCUACCCCUCGUUCCCCUAACUCACAAAAUUAAAGAUGGCUAGUUCCAAGGUCCUAGCUGCUGCAUUCCUGCUACUGCUCAGCGUUGAGCUCAUUGCUGCCGGAAGAGCUGCCAUCCGUGCCACCGGCGGUGGAGGAGGAGGAGGAGAAGGUGGUGGUGGUGGUGGUGGUGUUGGAGGGGGAUGGUUGGGCUCGGGCUAUGGCUCAGGCUAUGGCUCUGGCUAUGGGUCGGGCAGAGGCUCUGGGUACGGCGGUGGCGGGGGAGGUGGAGAAGGCGGAGGCGGCGGCGGUGGGUCUGGCUAUGGUUCUGGUGGUGGUAGUGGUUCUGGUUAUGGGUCGGGGUAUGGCUCCGGAUAUGGCUCUGGAGGUGGUAGGGGAGGAGGCGGAUAUGGUAGUGGCGGAGGAGGUGGUGGAGGUGGAGGGUCGGGUUAUGGGAGCGGCGCCGGUGGCUCCGGUUAUGGUUACGGAAGUGGAUCGGGGUAUGGUUCUGGAGGAGGUUAUGGGAAUGGUGGAGGAGGUGGUGGCGGCGGCGGCGGCGGUGGAGGCGGCGGCGGAGGUGGCUCCGGGUAUGGAAGCGGAUCAGGAUAUGGCUCCGGUUAUGGUAGUGGGUCGGGAUAUGGUGGAGGUGCCGGCCAGGGUGGAGGAUAUGGGAUGGGCGGCGGCGGCGGCGGCGGCGGCGGCGGCGGUUCCGGCUAUGGCUCGGGCCGUGGACAAGGGUCCGGAUAUGGGUCCGGGUAUGGGUCUGGCUAUGGAUCGGGCUAUGGUGGUGGAGGUGGAUAAUUUCAGCGAGUAUUGCUCGGUAUAAGGAAGGAUCGCUAGGCAGGCUAUAUCUUUUCCCAUUGCUUGGCUAUUUUGGAUUUGCCAUUCUGCUAUAGACACGGUACCCUGUUUUGUGUCAUUGAAUAAAUAAAUAGAGAACCUUUUUUUUUUUUUUUUGGUUAAAAAUAAAUAGAGAACCUUAUGUAAUUCUGCAUGCCAACUCUAUUGUACGUGAUGAUGGUUGUCGUGAUAUAUUAAAAAUAUUAAAAGUGAA
Messenger RNA from Phoenix dactylifera (date palm), 1110 nucleotides. Lineage: Eukaryota; Viridiplantae; Streptophyta; Magnoliopsida; Arecales; Arecaceae. The record is from RefSeq and is a predicted model, not a curated record.